GACUUCUCAUUUGGGCUGUGAGUGCGCACCGCGCCCUGACGUGCUGGACAGAUACAUGGAUGACCCCCUCUUCCACAACUUGGAGACCGGCGAAAUCGACAUCGAGAAGAUUCCGUUCAAGGAUCGGAUCGCAGUUGAGGCCAUGCAAAACUACCAAGAGAACGGAGGAGAUCUAUGCCAGCAAACUCCUCACAGUGGCGAGUUCCUGGUGUGUCCAGCGGCCAAGGGUUGCGCUGGCAGCAAUGUUGCCGGCCCAGGUGGAGCUCUGCCCAGUGGCUGGUUUUCAGGAGUCAGCGGCAAGAGCUGGGACUUCUGCGCGCCGGCGGCGAGGCCAGCUGAGUCAGAGGAGCCUGGAGAAGGCGAACCGGGCUUCGACCAGACAGGCAACGCCCAGUACGGCUACGACCAGCAAUAUGGUGCUUAUGGCCAGCAAGCGAUGCACUAUCAGUGCGUUCCCGGAGCUGUGCCGCCAGCUUAG
Molecule: messenger RNA, 478 nt
Organism: Symbiodinium necroappetens
Lineage: Eukaryota; Dinophyceae; Suessiales; Symbiodiniaceae
Source: the annotation of a GenBank genome assembly